GACAUGGAACUUAUACGUAGAGAGGGAGAGAGCCAAUCGUACCCCCAAUAAAGACCGCUCCUUUCUCCAUAAUUCGAGGAAAAUUCACACCCAUCCACCUGACUGUGAUAAAUCAGCAAUGGAGAGGGGGUGUGAAAGCCCUCUUCUGGUGAAGAGAGAGGAAGAGGAGGAGAGAGAGAAGGGAGUUGGAGAGAGGUUUUGGGAUGAGUCUAAGAAGUUAUGGAGGGUGUCUGCUCCUGCCAUAUUCACCAGGGCCUCAACCUUUGGGGUUUCCAUGGUAAGUCAGGCUUAUAUCGGCCACAUCGGAGGCGCCGCGUAUCUCGCCGCCUACUCCCUCACCUUCACCGUCCUCAUCCGCUUCUGCAACGCCGCCAUGUUGGGCAUGGCAAGCGGGCUAGAGACACUAUGCGGGCAAUGCUAUGGCGCAAAGCAGUACCACAUGCUCGGCAUUUACCUGCAAAGAUCAUGGGUAGUUCUCAUGGGAGUAUCCCUCUUCCUCCUCCCCCUCUACCUCUUUACAACACCCAUUUUAGAAGCAAUUGGGCAAACAUCUGAGAUAGCGGAGGUGGCCGGGUCCGUCGCCCUAUGGUUCCUUCCCAUCCAUUUCUCCUAUCUUCUCUCUUUCACUUGCCAAAUGUACCUACAAGCACAGUCCAACAAUAAGGUCAUCGUGUGGUUUGCGGCUGCAGCCAUCGUGGUGCACAUCGUCAUGUGUUGGGUUCUUGGAAAUGGGCUCGGGUACGGUGUCACGGGUGUCUUGUCAUCGAAUAUCGUUGCUUAUUGGAUUCCAGUGAUUGGUCAGCUGAUCUACAUAUUUGGUGGGUGGUGUCCUCUAACUUGGACUGGGCUCAGCAUGGCGGCAUUCCAUGAUUUGUGGCCAAUUUUCAAGCUCUCUUUAUCAUCUGGGGUCAUGAUAUGCUUGGAACUAUGGUACAACACUAUAUUGGUGGUACUUACUGGAAACUUAAAGGACGCAAAGGUUGCCAUAGACUCGCUCGCUAUUUGUAUCAAUAUGAAUGGUUGGGAGAUGAUGAUUGCUGUUGGCUUCCUUGCAGGUGCAAGUGUGAGGGUAGCAAACGAGCUGGGCGGCGGGAAUGCAGGUGGUGCAAAAUUUGCAACUAUGGUAGUUUUAUUUACAUCCUUUGCAUUGGGUUGUGUGCUUUGGGUGUUCUUCAUGGUGUUUCGGAAGGAGGUGGCCUACAUAUUUACAGAUGACAAGCAAGUCCGAGAUGCAGUCAUUGACUUGUCAUUUCUCCUAGCCUUCUCUGUCCUUCUCAAUAGUGUCCAACCAGUCCUAUCCGGGGUAGCUAUUGGGGCCGGUUGGCAGUCAACUGUGGCUUAUGUGAACAUCACUUGUUACUACAUCGUUGGGAUUCCCCUUGGAUUGAUACUUGGAUAUUUGUUUGACAAAGGUGUAAAGGGUAUUUGGAUUGGAAUGUUAUGUGGUACAGCGGCUCAGACCCUGGUUUUGGCUUUCAUAACAUAUAGGACGGAUUGGAAUAAGCAGGUUGAGAAUUCAAGAGAAAGAGUGGAUAAGUGGUAUAUGCCAUCCACAAAGGCCGAGCCUUCUGCAUCCAAUGGAAAUGUUGCCGGCCAGCAGAAUGCUUAGUAGGGGCUUGGAAGGACCUCGACAUGGGUGCAAUUAUCUGUAAAACAUGAGCCCACUUCCCAAACUUAGUUUUUAUUGUGCUUGCACGUCAAUUUAAACGUUGCAAAUUGUUAGUAUUUUUGCUUUGGAAGUGAAAGGUGGCAAUAAAUAAUGCAAAUAAAAAAAUUUGUGCAACUA
Amborella trichopoda is the source of this 1786-nucleotide messenger RNA. Its product is annotated as protein DETOXIFICATION 21. Gene Ontology annotation, biological process: xenobiotic detoxification by transmembrane export across the plasma membrane. Gene Ontology annotation, molecular function: xenobiotic transmembrane transporter activity; antiporter activity. Gene Ontology annotation, cellular component: membrane. Lineage: Eukaryota; Viridiplantae; Streptophyta; Magnoliopsida; Amborellales; Amborellaceae. The record is from RefSeq and is a predicted model, not a curated record.